This is a messenger RNA of Trichomonas vaginalis G3, 1554 nucleotides long. RefSeq names its product ATPase activity, coupled to transmembrane movement of substances. The record is from RefSeq and is a predicted model, not a curated record. The transcript has a single exon. Gene Ontology annotation, biological process: lipid transport; transmembrane transport. Gene Ontology annotation, cellular component: intracellular membrane-bounded organelle; membrane. The coding region runs from base 1 to 1554 and encodes 517 amino acids. Lineage: Eukaryota; Parabasalia; Trichomonadida; Trichomonadidae. Gene Ontology annotation, molecular function: ABC-type transporter activity; lipid carrier activity.
AUGAGUUCAUUGAAGGCACAAGUUAUCGGAGUCUUAUAUCGACGCAUUAUUAUUUAUUGGAACUCCAAAUUGUCCUUAAUUGCAAUAUUUCUCUUUUCAAUUUUGUUUGCUAGCAGCGCUUGUAUUAUUCCUAGUAUCGUUAGUUCCGCAAAUAUAUUAGAUGAAGAGAGAAACCUUCAAAUUUCGAAUUUUGAACCAAAUGAUUUAACAUUUGCAAGAAUUUCUAAUAAAAACUGCUCAUUAUGCGAUACAAUUCAGAUGAAUUUAUCUAACAAAUUUUCAUUCCUAAUUAAAGAGCAGUUUAACACCACGCUUAAAUUUUUAGACUUUGAAUCUUUUGAAAAAUUUGAAAUUUAUCUUCAGAGUAUAGUAAAAAAUCCACAAAAGUACCUUAAUAUUCCAGCCGCAUUUCAAAUCGUUAAUGAUUCUAAGAUUUACCCUCUAAAUGGCAGACCGAACGGAAAUUUUGAACUCAAAAUGGUUUUAAAUCGAACUAUUGGACUAGAAACAGAAGAAUUUUUCAAUAGAGCUCUACUAGAAAUGGUUUUUGAUGAAUACGAGAAUAAAGGAAAUAUCACAGCAAAAUUUUACUACACGGGAUUUAGAGAAUAUUUAGAAUCAAACAAUCCACGUGCAAGAUACGAAUAUUGGAUAAUGCUUACAACACCAAUUGCAGUAAUCAUAUUCUCAGUAUAUCUUUUAAAUCAUACUAUUCAAGAUAUCAAAACGAAUGCUCACUCAUACAUGAUAUCAUGUGGUUUGUCAAAGCUCACUUAUUGGAUUGGUAAUUUCUUGAUUGAUUCUAUCUUAUUAUUAAUUUUUUCGAUAUCAAUUUAUAUUCUUUACAUAUCAUUUGGAGUUACAUCGUUUAGAACAUACUAUAUUCAAACAUUCUUCCUUAAUAUAUUAUGCAAUCUUUCCACUAUUUUCUACACAUACGUUUGGGCUUUUAUUUUGAACAAACCAUAUGGUUCAAAUAUUUUCGCAAUUGUUAAUAUUCUUAUGGCAUUGAUUUGUUUCUUUGUCAGGACAUACCUAAAAGAAGAUAUAAUUUUAUUAUAUCAUGUAAUAGCAUCAACAAUAUGUCCUUUCAUCAAUUGGAUUGAGACAAUGUGUGGGUUCGUUUUAGCAAUUAUUGAAUAUCAAGAUAGUCCUCCGAAUCAUGAAAUUUUCAAAGGUAGAGAAAUUCUAUUUUUAACAUUUAUUAUUUCCUUCACAUUAUAUCCAUCGAUAAUAUAUUUCAUUGAAAAAAUAUGGAAAAGGAUUAAUAAUGUGUCGAAAGAUUUUUAUUUAUCUCAUAUGAAUGAUUUUCAAACAAUUAAGGAAAGUAUGUUAAUCACAGAAGAAGUAUUAGAGAUGGAGAAAGAUGUUUUAUUGAAUGAAGAUAAUUAUUCAAUCCGAAUUCUUGAUGUUUGUAAGAUCUUCAAAGACAAUGAAAAGAAACCUAUUUAUGCAGUUAAUCAAGUCUCAUUAGGAAUCAAGAAUAAUUCAGUCUUUGGUUUCUUAGGUGCUAACGGUGCAGGCAAGACAACACUUAUUAAGAUGAUCUUGUAA